Molecule: messenger RNA, 1779 nt
Organism: Episyrphus balteatus (marmalade hoverfly)
Lineage: Eukaryota; Metazoa; Arthropoda; Insecta; Diptera; Syrphidae
Gene: RabGGTa
Product: geranylgeranyl transferase type-2 subunit alpha
Exons: 7
Coding region: 58-1641 (527 amino acids)
Biological process (GO): protein geranylgeranylation
Cellular component (GO): Rab-protein geranylgeranyltransferase complex; cytoplasm
Molecular function (GO): Rab geranylgeranyltransferase activity
Source: RefSeq, a predicted model, not a curated record
UACAAAACUGCCAAAAAUUUCUUCAUCGUCUUUGUUGCUAAAAAGAAAUAUACAAAAAUGCAUGGUCGCCUUAAAGUACGCACAUCAGCCGAAGAGGCUGCUCGCAAAAAAAAAGAACAAGAACUCAAAGUCAAAGCAUAUCGAGCUGGAAUGGCAAAAAUUCAAUCAAAACGUUCUAACAAUGAAUUGGAUGAGGAAAUGUUAAUAAUUUGUGGUCAAAUAUUGGCAAGGAAUCCUGAUGUAUAUACAUUGUGGAAUAUUCGCAAGGAAUGUAUUCUAAAACUCAGUGAAAACUUAGAUGAAGAAGCUAAGCAAAUUGUAUUCGAUAAAGAUCUUAGCUUUGCCGAACAAUGCCUUCUUGCCAAUCCAAAGUCAUAUGGCGCAUGGCACCAUCGUUGUUGGAUUCUUGAAAACUGCCCCAAACCAAAUAUGGAUCGAGAAGUUGCUCUAUGCAAUAAGUACUUGAAAUUAGAUGAAAGAAAUUUUCAUACCUGGGAUUAUCGUCGGUUUGUUGUGAACAAAGCUGGUAUUGAACCUGCCAAAGAGCUGGACUUUUGCACAGAAAAGAUUCGCAAUAAUUUUUCAAAUUAUUCAUCGUGGCAUUAUCGUAGCAAUCUUUUACCAAUUGUUUAUCCACACGAGACUGACUCGCGGAGACCGAUUUCGGAAGAAAAGCUAAAACAUGAACUGGAGAUGGUAUUGACGGCUGCAUUUACCGAUCCAAAUGAUAGCAGUGCGUGGUUUUAUCAACGGUGGCUUUUAGGUUAUUCCCGUCCUGAAUUGGACAUUGCUGCAUUCCGCAUUAACAAGAACCAAGCUGUGAUUGCUUUUACCAAACCCAUCACAUCCAGUGAUUUUCAAUUUGACAUAAAUCCGAAUCUUCAAGUGUCUAUAGAAUGGAAAUCAGCAAAUGGAGCUUUAGCUGAUAGCACUUGGUUUGCUGAGGGUGACUUUUCCAUCCCAGCAGAGAACAACAUGUCUAUAAAAUGCAAUUUGGAAAACAAAGAAUGCUCAUUGCAAUUAAAUCGCUGCAUCGAUGGAUUCUUUGCUAUUAAAUGUCCCAGAUUUGAGUAUGAAUUUGGUGCAGCAAUAAUUGAUGAAUUGAAAAAUCAACUUGAAUCAUGCAAACAAUUAUUGGAUCUUGAACCUGACAGCAAAUGGACCCUUUUGACCACUGCACUUCUUAUGAGAGCCAUUGACCGUAGCAAAUAUCAUGAAAAGUCAAUAGAAUAUUUAGGAAAAUUACAAACCAUCGAUAGUAUGCGUAAGGGAUACUACGAAGAUCUAGCAUCCAAAUGGAAUACCGAGAAGUGUCUUGAAGAAUGGCAAAAUUCGACAAAGAUUCCUCAAGAGAUUAGUUUGAAAAGUUUAAAACUAACAUCAAUUUAUUAUGACCAAUAUUUGAGCAUAGCUGAUGUCAUUGAUUUGAGUGGAAAUUGCCUUUCAAAUCGUUCCAUUCCAAAACUUGGUUCUUUUCGAUUUGCUAAGAAAAUUUGUCUGGAUGACAACAAAUUGUCUUCGAUUGAAAACAUUCCUUCACUAAAGUAUUUGACUGAAUUAUCAUUAAAAAAUAACAACGAUUUGAUAGAAAAGGACACCCUAAAAGCGAUAUGUGGGAACGAUUUUAAGAUAAAUAUUUAAAUAUAGAUAAAAGAAGGUUUCAAUUACAUAAUGCAUAAACAUUUAAUCAGGCACCUUUUGUAUUUAUUUUAUUUAAACACAAAAAUUGUAUGUGGCUUUAGUAAGUAACAAAAUGGGUUUUGACCUUUUUUUUCACAA